Molecule: messenger RNA, 1617 nt
Organism: Ruditapes philippinarum (Manila clam)
Lineage: Eukaryota; Metazoa; Mollusca; Bivalvia; Venerida; Veneridae
Product: zinc finger protein 728-like
Exons: 1
Coding region: 1-1617 (538 amino acids)
Biological process (GO): regulation of transcription by RNA polymerase II
Molecular function (GO): RNA polymerase II cis-regulatory region sequence-specific DNA binding; DNA-binding transcription factor activity
Source: RefSeq, a predicted model, not a curated record
AUGCAUACCAUAAAAAAAGAGCACAAGUGUUUGAUAUGCGGAAAAACAUUCCGUGACAGGUAUAACCUUACCUUACAUUCAGGAGUUCAUACUAAACCAUACAAAUGUGAGAUAUGCAAUAAAAGCUAUAGUCAAAGUUAUUAUUUUAGAAAACAUCAUCAAAAGUUUCAUACUGGAGAAAGACAUGAUUGUGCAGUUGAAUAUAAAGAUGGUAGAAUUCAAACUAAAGAAAAGCCAUUCAAGUGUGGGAUAUGUUCUAAAACAUUUACCCUAGCAAGUUCCCUAAUGAGACACAUGAGAAUUCAUACUGGAGAAAAACCAUUUAAAUGUACUUUAUGCCAGAGGUCAUUCCGUGGAAAGUAUAAUUUGAACUUACACUUGCAAAUGCAUGGAAGAGAGAAACCAUAUAAAUGUGGAAUAUGUAAGAAAACAUUCCAUUUUGCUUAUUUUGUUAAGAAACACAUGAAACUGCAUACUAAAAAACCAUUCAUGUGUGAUAUAUGUGGAGAAUUGUUCAGUCAUUCUGAUGUUUAUCAGAAUCACUUGCAGUUUCAUAGUGAAGAGAAAACAUUGAAAUGUGAGUUGUGUGAGGAAACAUUCAGUCAUUCUGAAUUUUUUCAGAAACAUGUACAAAUUUAUGAAUGUAGGAUAUGUAAAGAAACAUUCUAUCAUUCUGAACCUUAUAAGUUACAUGUAAAACUUCAUACUAAAGAAGAAACAUUCAAAUGUGAGAUAUGCGAAGAAACAUUCCAUCGGUCUGAUAUUUAUCAGAAACAUGUGAAACUUCAUACUGAAGAAGAAGCAUUCAAAUGUAAGAUACCUAAAGAAACAUUUUAUCGGUCUGAUUCUGAUGUUAAUCGGAAACACAUGAAAAUUCAGACUGAAGAAACAUUCAAGUGCGAGAUAUGCAAAGAAAUAUUCCAUCGGUCUGAUGUAUAUCAGAAACACCUGAAACUUCAUACUGAAAAAGAGACAUUCAAAUGCGAGAUACCUGAAAAAACAUUUUAUAGGUCUGAUGUUUAUCGGAAACACAUGAAAAUUCAGACUGAAGAAACAUUCAAGUGUGAGAUAUGUGAAGAAACAUUUCAUCGGUCUGAUAUAUAUCGGAAACACGUGAAACUUCAUACUAAAGAAGAAACAUUCAAAUGCGAGAUAUGUGAAGAAACAUUUCAUCGGUCUGAUGUUUAUCGGAAACACAUGAAACUUCAUACUAAAGAAGAAACAUUCAAAUGCGAGAUAUGUGAAGAAACAUUUCAUCGGUCUGAUAUAUAUCAGAAACACAUGAAACUUCAUACUAAAGAAGAAACUUUCAAAUGCGAGAUAUGUGAAGAAACAUUUCAUCAUUCUGAUUUUUUUAAGAUUCAUAUGGAACUUCAUAAUGGUGAUACAACAUUCAAGUGUGGUAUGUGUGAGGAAAUAUUCAACUGCCCUGUGUCACUAAGGACUCACAGGAGAGUUCAUACUGCAACAAAACCUUUCAUAUGUCACUUGUGUUCUACAACAUUUACAUUAAAAGUCGAUUUUGACAAUCACAUGAAGAGUCAUGAAGAUGGAUUUGUUAUAUAUGACAGUACAUUCUGUUUACAAGAUCAUACAUACUCCAAAAAUAGACAGUGA